This is a messenger RNA of Penaeus chinensis, 339 nucleotides long. Its product is annotated as extensin-like. The record is from RefSeq and is a predicted model, not a curated record. The transcript has 3 exons. The coding region runs from base 1 to 339 and encodes 112 amino acids. Lineage: Eukaryota; Metazoa; Arthropoda; Malacostraca; Decapoda; Penaeidae.
AUGUCUCUCAAGGUCGUCGUCCUCGCUUGCGUGGCUGUCGUUGCUCUCUGCGACAAGGCCCCAGUCUACGCCCCUCCUCCUCCCGCCUACGCCCCUGCACCCUACCACGCCCCCGAACCUGCCUACCACGCCCCUGCACCCUACCACGCCCCCGAACCUGCCUACCACGCCCCUGCACACUACGAGCCCGAAUACCCUGAUAUCGUCAAGUACGUGGACAACGGCGAGGGUCUUGUAGCUGAGGUCACCUACGAGGGCGAGGCUCAGUACCCCGAGCACACGCCCGCCUACAAGCCCGCUCCCCCCGCCUAUGCCCCCCCUCCCCCCACCUAUGCUUAA